Molecule: messenger RNA, 1972 nt
Organism: Neoarius graeffei (lesser salmon catfish)
Lineage: Eukaryota; Metazoa; Chordata; Actinopteri; Siluriformes; Ariidae
Gene: rsrc1
Product: arginine/serine-rich coiled-coil 1
Exons: 10
Coding region: 123-1124 (333 amino acids)
Biological process (GO): alternative mRNA splicing, via spliceosome
Cellular component (GO): cytoplasm; nucleus
Source: RefSeq, a predicted model, not a curated record
CGCGGCUCUGGAUCGAUUACGAACGUCUGUUGUGCGAUGGUAUGGCGGCUGUUUGAGUGUUUUGAAGGCUGCAGCUUAAAGGAGGGUCAUUUGUGAGACUUGGCAGCCGGCGCUGAGCGGACAUGGGCCGCCACUCGUCAGACAGCGAGGAUGACAGCCGCAGCAGGCGCAAAAAGAAGCACAGACGGCGCUCGUCUUCCUCCUCUUCCUCCUCCAGCUCAUCGGGGAGCCGAGUGACCAGCCGCAGUAAACACUCGAGCAGACGAAGCCGCUCACACUCCAGAGAGAGAGACCGAGACAGGAGGCGCAGGCAUCGCUCCAGCAGCAGCUCCUCAAGAAGCUCCAGCCGCAGGAAGCGAAGCCGCAGCACUGAAAGGAGGCGGAGCCGAAGCACAGAUAGGGGGCGGGGUCACCGAUCCCGCCGCUCUCGCUCCCACUCCCGCAGUCGCAGGAGGUCUCGUUCCCGUCAUCGCAGAUCCCGCAGCCGGAGUAGCGGCAGAUCCAGCAGGAGACGCAGCCGCAGUCGAAGCAGAGACCGUGACCGCAGGACUCGAGGCAGGGACCGAGAGAAAGACAGAGGACGUGACCGAGGCCGUGACAAGGAUAAAGAGGACAGCAAAGCCAAAGAAAAGGAAAAACAAGGGGACGCGGGGAACAUCAAAGCCGGAUUAGAACAUCUGACAGCAGCUGAACAGGCAAAGGCUCGACUCCAGCUAGUGCUCCAGGCUGCAGCGAAAACAGACGAGGUGCUGAAAGCAAAGGAAAAGAAAGAAGAGGAGGCAACGAAGAUCAAAGAGGAAGAGGAGGUCUCUCUUGCCGAGCAGGUGAGGAGGAUAAAGGAGAUCGAGGCCAUCGAGAGCGACUCUUUUGUUCCUCAGGCUUUCAAAUCAUCCCGGGACGCCACCAAGGUAACUGAAUCUGUGGAAAUCCAGGAGGCGGGGUCUGGUGUCACGCCCACUGUGAAAGAGGAAGUCAUCGCUUUUCCCACUGCAAUCAAGUACAGUAACAGCGACACACUCGCUCACCCCAGCUUAUUCAUAGACAAAGAGGAGGCGGAGAAGUUGUGGCUGAAUCGACUCCUAUCACUGCGCCAGGAGAGGCUCAUGGGAAGUCCUGUGGCCUGAACUUGACUCUGCAUAAUGAAGAUAUGAAGAUCAGCUUCUUAAAUAUUAUUUUUUUCCCCCUUUUAAUCAUGGUACAUUUUAUUAAUAGAAGCUGCUCGAUUGAUUUAAUUCAGGAAGCUGAUAAACUUGUGGGUGAUUCAUUAAACCGUCGGGGAUUUUGUUAGAUUCAUAUAAUUGACCUGUGUUAAUAGUAUUAAUGAUUUAUUAUUUUUUUUUUGUGUGUGUGUGUGUGUGUGUUAAAUCCUAGGAGUUCAGCUUUAGCUCCAGAGUCAGCUUGCCAUUUAAGGAACACUUAAGGAAUAUUUGGUUUCUCUUAAGAGUCAGAAAAAAGGGAAUAUGGAGGAAAAUCACAUUAUCAUACUACAGAGAUCAAACUUCAUUUGCCUUCUUCAUGUGAUGCCAGAACUAUGAUGUAUUUUCCUUUUCCCGGGAAGUUGAAAUGGCUAAAUGGAGUUUAGAAAUAUUGUUACAUCAGUGACACACAAUAUGUUGUCGUCUCAUAAACUUUCUCAACCCGCCAAAAAGGCUGAUUAAAUGUUAGUUUUGACAAAAAUGCAAGAAAAUUUAUGAACCUGUCAGCAUGACUUUUUUUAAUUGGCGAGCACAAAGUGAGCACAUCUUUCUAGUGAGUAUGAGAAACUUUUUACAUUUUUCAACAAAAUGUCACUGCAAAGCAUGAUGUUCAGUGAUACCGAGGAUCUAAAGAAGAAAAAUAUACGCCCACAUAGAUAAGAUUCUGUUUAUUUUCUUCCUUUGUUAGAACUCUGGAACUGUAUUAUACAUCAUAGGAUAGUUUGUCAUUUUUCUUGAUGUUUUCCAAAAUAAAAAAGCUCUGUUUUAUGGCCCAA